UGUCAACCGUGAUGGUGAACACCUUCUGUAUUGCCCACUCAGCCAAACAUUCCAGAAGAACAUUAGCAAUCAUCUGGCCUCUGUGAUCACAUACAUGCUUGAACCCGAUGAUAAGCUUCCUUAGCUGCCAAGUAUCAUCAAUAAAGUGAGCCGUAACCACCAUGUAGCUUGCUCCUGUAGCAUGUGCUGUCCAUAUGUAUGUGGUAAGUGAAACCCUCUGCUUACUGAGCUUAAACCAAUUCUUCAGAGCCUCCUUCUUUCUCACAUACAUCUACACAAUGUCCCUAGUUGCAGUCCUUCUUGAAUGAGGUUUGUAGAGACCAGCACGAUCGCAGAAGUGCCUCCAAGAAACACUCUCAGUGAAAGAGAGUGGCAAUUCACCCAACACCACUAGCUCAUUAGUCGCCUCUCUGAACACAGCCUCAGAAACUCUAGCAUUCGUCAGACCUCCGUCAUUAGUAAUCACGGUUGAACCAGGACCUUGGCUCUGUUUCCACGCCAAGUGAGACGUGCAUGAAAGUAGAUGCUUCCUAAGGUUAGAAGUUCCUUGCGAAGACGCACAGCCGAAGAUACGCUGACAAUGGUUGCAUCUGCACUUGUCACGGUCGUCCUCUGUUCUUGUGUAGUGUUCCCAGACAUCAGAUCUUGUGCUUGACUGCUUUUUUGUAGUUGGCUGAGAACUACCUCCUGCACGAACCUUCCUUUUGCCUUUCUUAUCAUGCCGUGUUAUCUCCUCUUGGGUUGCUUGAAAUCCAUUCUCUGUCUCCGAGUCAUUGUUAUCUGGCAAUGGUGAAGAAUCCAUCUACAAAUAAAAGAACACCAAUAAGAUGUUGAGCAAAAUAAAGAACAUCAAUAAGAGAAGAUAAAUUGAUUUCAAUCCCAUCUUUACACAACAAAUCGAUUUCAAGUGAUAAAGACUAAAGAAACACAAUCUGACAAUCAGUGAUCAAAGAACGAGAUGCAAAAACUAAAUUGAUCACAAGAACUAAACAAAAACAGAAUCUGACAAUCCUACAAUCAAUGAUCAAAAAACGAGAUGCAAAAACUAAAUUGAUCAUAAGAACUAAACAGAAACACAAUCAGACAAUCCCACGUUCAAUGAUCAAAACCGACAUGCAAAAAAGAAUUCUUACUUGAGAUAUGUUUCUCGAUGACUCAGAAGCAAGAGGGAGAGACUGAAUUUGAGAUUUGUUUCCGAUAAUCAUCUCCCCAACAAGUCUGCUCUUUUAAUAAGCAGCUUAAGACCAUCUGAAAUCGCAAAGGUCGUCUAUGUCGUGAAGAAGAAACGGCGAUUACGAGUAUCGAGAGAAGAUUGGAUUUUGGAAAUAGAACUUGUCUAAGGCGUGGACGCGUGGGCGCAUUAACUAGUGUAGGGUAACUAGAUUACUACUUACUAACCGUUAGGCUAACUCGGGUUAAGUGGAUAUCCGUACGGAUCCCGGGUAUAACCCGAAACCGACCCGGUACCCGACCAAAUUAUAAACCUUAUCCGACCGGGUAAUUUUUGAUAACCGAAUCCGAUCCGAAACCCAAUUUUCCGGGUAAUUACCGGUUCGGAUCUUCGGAUCCGGGAAAUAUGCCCAGGCCUACAUUGGCCGGUGGUCAAUACUGCAAAUGGGAUGAUCUUGUUAAAUAGUACUUUGUCAAACUAGUAUAGAGCAACACAAAUGCACUAUGUGGUCUUUCAGUUUUGAUUAAAAUGCCUAUAAUUGCCAAAUACUCUACCAGUUAUUUUACAAAAUGUGGAUUACGUGGGCCUAUAAUUGCCCAACUUAAUCAUGUAAAUGGCUUAGAUUAACGGCCUAUAUAACUUUUCACGGUUAAAAGGCUAAAAUCAUCAGUUUACUUUUUGAUAGAUUGCGUUAGUUUUUAACUUCUUAUAUAACUGAAAGAAGAAGAGAAAUGUUCAUGAGGUGAAUUUUGUAGGCACACAGUUCAAUUUUAACCAAUUUCCAAAACAAGAAGAUAAAUAGCAUGGUCCAAUUAAAACCCUGAUACAUACUAUUUUUUCCCAAAAUUUAAUACUAUAUGAAAUCAAUCAGGGACGUGGACAAUAUUCAAUACCUCAUCGUGGCAUUAUUACUGAGAGUCGGAUAAAAUAGACCAGCCUGCCAGCUUUCUGAUGUUCUUAUUUGCUCGUUUAUAAAAAAUAAAACAUAAACUAAUAACAAUAUGAACAUUUUCAAAUGUAGCUUAAUUAUUUAGAUAUGGUUUUCGUGAACUCUGAUCUGAUGUAAAGAGACGUUACUUCUUGUCGUACCAUACGAACCAAAGUCUCGAUAAUUGCCACACACAUUAUUUGGAUCCCGACCGUCAAAACUCAAAAGCAUUGGUUAGUUGAUGAUGUCUUUCUCCAAACCCAUUCAUAUCUAGUAUGAAAAGUAGUUCCUUAUGUAUCUGUACGUUUUCAAAACAUAAAUCAUGAUUAUGCGCGUAAUCAAAUAAUCAAUGUACGCAAAACAAAGAGUAAAUUGCUAAACCAAAUGAAACAAAGCACUCUUAUGGCAUCCACGGACCGUUACAUUUUGGUGUAGAAGUAAUUGCAUAAAGACGUUUGGCUCUAAAUACUGUGGACAUAAAGACGUUUUGAUAACUAAUAUGGACAAGAGUAUAUUGUACUGUUGUCCAUAUAUGAACAUAAAAGACUCACGAGUAUCUAGAUUCUUUUGUAUACACUUAGUUCGAGGUAAAGAGAAAAUUGUUGACUCCACUCCCCAAUGGAAUCCAUUGAAUAUGGGGUAGUAACGUAACCUUCUUUAGUUGACCAAAAAAAAAAACCGUAACCUUCUUUAGGGGAAUUUAACUGGGCUGGAGUGGACUGUGGAGUGUGGACACGACCAUACCGUAUUCAAGCGAACCGGAGCUAAGACAAUAAUUAGUCGGUUUAAUAAAAAUAAUAGGCGAUUUAUCUGUCACAUCCUAUUAUUUGGAAGUUAUCUACAAGUGAGGAAACAAAUUAAAGCUGUGUUAGGCAGGUUUGAUUAAUUAAGAAUAAUCAAGGUCACAUGUCGCAAAUUAAUAUAUCUACUUGUUGCUGCUCAUCUAACUGUCAUAAUUGAAUCCACGGAUAAUUAUAAUUUAAUUAUGCUUGGAACAAAAUGGUUAGUAACUUUUAAUAUAUGUAGUCGGAUAGACUGUAUAUUUUCUUACUUAAAGAAUAGGGGUUUACAGAUGAUAAUUAAUUCCGGUUAGAAGAAGGAUUCAUUGGUUAGUUGUAAUUGAGAAUGGUUUGGAGUUAGCUUUAUAGAUUUGUCUUUUACGGCAGGAGUUGAGAUCUGGUUCGGGUUUGGGAAUAUAAAACCGAUACAAAGAGAUCUGAGAAACGGCACGUUAUGACACAGUGUCAGAAGCUUGCGGUUACUAGCAAUCGAAAACCUCUUUGUGUGUUCUCACUAGCAUCUCCUGUCUCUCUCUACUUACUAUAUAUAAUAAACUCUUGGUCCAAAUUCAGAGCGAUACCGAAAGAUAUGUCUUAUUCUUCAUUUCUCUCCUCCGCUGCUUUCUUCACUAUCCUCCUCCUCCUCCAUCAUGGCUUCUACCACGUGUCGGAUGGAGCUCAACAUGCAACUUACAUCGUUCACAUGGCGCAGUCUCAGAUGCCGUUGGGCUUCGAUCUCCACUCUCUAUGGUACGACUCCUCCCUCAGAUCCGUCUCACAAUCUGCUCAGCUCCUCUACACUUACGCCAAUGCCAUUCACGGAUUCUCCACUCGGCUAACUCCCGAAGAAGCCGACUCGCUCAUGACUCUGCCAGGUGUCAUCUUGGUACUACCGGAGCACCGGUACGAGCUACACACCACUCGCACUCCACUCUUCCUCGGCCUCGAUGUCCAUAACGCGGACCUCUUCCCCGAAACCGGCUCCUCCAGCGACGUCGUCGUCGGGGUCCUCGACACCGGAGUUUGGCCUGAGAGCAAAAGCUUCUCCGACGUUGGAUUAGGUCCGGUCACCUCCACGUGGAGAGGCGGUUGCGAGGCUGUUACUAACUUCACGGAUUCGCUGUGUAACCGCAAACUAAUCGGAGCUAGAUUCUUCGCCCGCGGCUACGAAGCCACGAUGGGACCAGUGGACGAGUCAAAAGAAUCAAGAUCUCCUAGAGACGACGACGGCCACGGGACCCACACGUCGUCAACCGCAGCUGGAUCCGUCGUGGAAGGAGCUAGCCUUUUGGGAUUCGCUAGCGGGGCAGCCCGCGGGAUGGCGCGACGCGCUCGCGUGGCCAUUUAAAAAGUUUGUUGGGAAGGCGGUUUUUUCAGCUUCGAUAUUUUAGCUGCGAUCGAUAAAGCUGUCGACGAUAUCGUUGACGUUUUGUCCAUGUCGCUCGGCGGUGGCACGUCGGAUUAUUAUAGAGACAGCGUCGCGAUCGGAGCAUUUGCGGCCAUGGAGAGAGGGAUAUUAGUCUCCUGCUCCGCCGGUAAUUCUGGUCCCAGCUCGUCAACUUUAUCAAAUGUAGCUCCGUGGAUCACCACCGUUGGUGUGGGUACGAUAGAUCGCGAUUUUCCAGCGGUUGCGGUUCUCGGAAAAGGGAAGAAUUACUCGGGCAUUUCGUUGUUUAAAGGAGACGCCCUUCCGGAUAAAACACUGCCGUUUGUUUACGCGGGGAAUGCUACUAACGCGGCUAAUGGGAAUCUAUGUGGGCCCGGGACUUUGAUUCCAGAGAAAGUGAAGGCGAAGAUCGUGAUGUGCGAUAGAAGAGUGAACGCUAGGGUUCAGAAAGGAGAGGUGGUGAAGGCUGCCGGCUGACUCGGGAUGAUUCUCGCUAACACGGCGGAGAACAGAGAGGAGCUUGUGGCGGAUGCUCAUUUGUUACCUGCCACCACGGUGGGAGAGAAGGCCGGUGAUAUUAUCCGGCAUUACGUCUUAACCGAUCCGAAUCCAACCGCUUCGGUUUUGAUUCGAAGGACCGUUGUUAACGUCCAGCCGUGUCCGGUUGUUGCGGCGUUUAGCUCGAGAGGACCUAAUUCGAUCACACCCGAUAUUAUUAAACCGGAUUUAAUCGCACCGGGAGUUAAUAUCCUCGCCGGUUGGACCGGAUCCAAGGGACCUACCGGUCUAGCUUCCGAUGCUAGACGCGUGGAGUUCAACAUCAUCUCAGGAACGUCCAUGUCUUGCCCUCACGUGAGCGGUUUAGCUGCGCUUCUCAACUCCGUGCAUCCGGAGUGGAGCCCGGCGGCGAUCAGAUCGGCUCUCAUGACCACCGCUUACAAAACUUACAACGACGGGAAACCGAUCCUCGACGUCACGACGGGGAAACCUUCAACGCCGUUUGAGCAUGGCGUAGGACACGUGUUGCCGACGACGGCGAUCAAUCCAGGACUUAUUUUCGAUCUAACGACGGUGGAUUACUUAGGCUUCCUCUGUGCGUUGAAUUACACACCGUCGCAGAUCACAAGUGUGUCGAGACGCAAUUACACUUGUGAUCCGAGUAAAUCCUACUCCGUCGCUCAUCUAAACUAUCCGUCGUUCGCCGUUAACGUUGACGGAUCCAGCGUGUUCAAGUACACGCGCACUGUCACGAGCGUGGGAGGAGCCGGGUCUUACUCGGUUAAAGUAAUUUUGGAGACUACUGAUGUGAAGAUUUCGGUUGAACCGGCGGUUUUGAAUUUCAAAGAAAUAAACGAGAAGAAAUCGCAUUCAGUGACGUUUACAGUAAACUCGUCCAAGGCGUCUAGGUCUAAUAGCUUCGGGAGCAUCGAAUGGUCAGAUGGGAAACACGUGGUGGCUAGUCCCGUAGCGAUUAGCUGGACAUAGUUGUAAAUUGAGACAAAAUUAAAGGGCUUGAUGGAUAGAAUAAAGUCACGGACCUUGUAGUGCCCUUCUUUGUAAUAGCUCUUUGUUUCAAAGCAAAAAUGGCAUGCAGUGUGUUCUUGGGCUUUAUCUGUUUUCUCUUUGCUAUCUCAAAAAAGUAAAUAUUCUCCGGCCACAA
Molecule: messenger RNA, 5925 nt
Organism: Brassica rapa (field mustard)
Lineage: Eukaryota; Viridiplantae; Streptophyta; Magnoliopsida; Brassicales; Brassicaceae
Product: subtilisin-like protease SBT1.7
Biological process (GO): proteolysis
Molecular function (GO): serine-type endopeptidase activity
Source: RefSeq, a predicted model, not a curated record